Molecule: messenger RNA, 453 nt
Organism: Notodromas monacha
Lineage: Eukaryota; Metazoa; Arthropoda; Ostracoda; Podocopida; Cyprididae
Source: the annotation of a GenBank genome assembly
AUGGCGACAUCACGUAGGAUUGCAUUUGCAUAUGAAAAGCAGUCCUCUUAUAAACCAUCGGAAACGGGUUCAAAGCAGUUCUUCAGCCAGAUUUUCUUGACAGAAAAUAUGACGGUGCUGGUGAUCCUGUUCGUCGUCAUCGUCGUCGGGAACUCUGCUGUACUCGCUGCUUUGUUGCUCUCGAAGAGCCGCAAAAAGCGGAUGAACUUUUUCAUCAUGCAAUUGGCAAUCUCUGAUCUCCUCGUGGGCCUGAUUAGCGUGACGACAGACGUCGCUUGGAAGAUCACGGUCUCGUGGAACGCUGGCUUGAUAGCCUGCAAGCUCAUUCGGUAUUUUCAGUCAGGAAUCGAGUGGGCGAGUUCCGAUGAGAGAUCAAGGCCUUUCGACCUUCACAUAAUUUUGCUUGCGUCUAAAACGUCAUUGUUCGAAUUCAUGAUGUGGUCGAAUUCAUGA